This is a messenger RNA of Sporothrix schenckii 1099-18, 927 nucleotides long. RefSeq lists its product as uncharacterized. The record is from RefSeq and is a predicted model, not a curated record. Bases 1 to 927 code for a protein of 308 amino acids. NCBI's taxonomy places the organism in Eukaryota, Fungi, Ascomycota, Sordariomycetes, Ophiostomatales, Ophiostomataceae. The transcript has a single exon.
AUGUGUCAAGGCGUGGUCUACGUUUACUCUUGCCGGCACCGGGAUGUUGGCCAGUUUCAUCUCUGCCACAAGGCACGUCACCCCACUAACUACUCCGGCUGCUGGCCGUCCAUGGUGUACCUUUUCACCGGCGGUGUUCCGAAGCGGCAGUGUGAGAAUACCAAGACGGUGCGUCAGUAUCACGGUGAGCCAUGCUGGACAUGCCGCACAAACCUCUCGCGCCCGCCGGCAGCUGUUGCCCCGCCAAGGCCAUCUCACUUUUCCCCUCGUUCAUAUGAACCUGAACCUAUGAUGCGGAUGGAGAAACCGAAGACCGCAACUACUGACACAUCUUCUGCCACUUCUUCUUCUAUUCGUAGGCAACAGCCAAGGGCUCCCACCCUGCCUCCCCCUGUUGUCAUCUCCCGGUCUUCGCCUCUGCUGCCGCCAUCACCCCCCCGCACUUCUCGGCCAACCAACGCCAGCGGCCGUGUGCGCAUUUCUCCUGCGGCCGCUCGUUCUGGAAUGGUUAUGACCUCUCCUGCUCCGUUUUCCCGCCCGCCGCGGAUUUCUCCUAGCUCAUCUUCGAGCCGCAGCCGAAAGUCCGGUGGCGACGCUCUUCUCCCUUUUCCCAACUCCCGUUCUAAGAUGUCUCACCGUCGACUGGACCAACAAGCCGCUACGCUUCUUGAGCCUCCGGCCUUAACUUCGCCCCGCCCGGUCAGUUUGACUCGCCCUCAUGUUCGUCGGCCGCCGACAUCUACUGGGCCUUACAAGACGAUUCCCUCUUCUUCGUCGUCGUUGCCCGCUGGUAGAAGUUCCCCCCUGGCUCGCAAGCAACAUAAAGCGAACAUUGCUACACGCAUGGCGGCUGCUUUGAGGACGCCUAAGAGCACGGAGUCGUUUGCUUGUGUGGAUUCCCGUCGGAUCGAGCGUGACUGGGUUUGA